Molecule: messenger RNA, 2865 nt
Organism: Danio aesculapii
Lineage: Eukaryota; Metazoa; Chordata; Actinopteri; Cypriniformes; Danionidae
Gene: tspan7
Product: tetraspanin 7b
Exons: 8
Coding region: 39-788 (249 amino acids)
Cellular component (GO): membrane
Source: RefSeq, a predicted model, not a curated record
GCAGCGGAGAAUCACAGCAGCACAAACCCACUGCGCUCAUGGCAUCAAGGAGAAUGGAGACCAAACCAGUCAUAACCUGCCUCAAAACGCUCCUCAUCGUCUAUUCCUUCGUGUUCUGGAUCACGGGGGCAAUCCUGCUGGCGGUGGGAUUAUGGGGGAAGUUCAUCUUGGGUCCGUACAUCUCUCUGAUUGCUGAAAACUCCACCAAUGCUCCCUAUGUGCUCAUCGGGACCGGGACGACCAUCAUCGUGUUCGGACUGUUCGGCUGCUUCGCAACAUGCCGCGGGAGUCCAUGGAUGCUCAAACUGUACGCCAUGUUCCUGUCUCUGGUUUUCCUGGCAGAGCUGGUCGCUGGCAUCUCGGGCUUUGUUUUCCGUCAUGAGAUCAAAGGCACCUUUCUGAGGACAUACAAUGAGGCCGUUCAGAACUACAAUGCCCAGGACGAGAGAAGCAUUGCAGUGGACAACGUCCAGAGGAGUUUGCGUUGUUGUGGUGUCCUGAACUACACCAGCUGGUUCUCCAGUGUUUAUUUCCCUGUGAAUGGAAUCCCUCCGAGUUGCUGCGCAAACAUCUCAGACUGCAACUCCUCAGACCUGCGAAACGCCACCAUAGCACCUACCAAAGUCUAUCAGCAGGGCUGCUAUGAGCUGGUGACAACCUUUAUUGAGACUAACAUGGGCAUUAUUGCUGGAGUAACGUUUGGAAUUGCAUUCUCACAGCUGAUCGGGAUGCUGCUGGCCUGCUGUCUGUCGCGAUUCAUCACUGCCAAUCAGUACGAGAUGGUGUAGCGGGGGGAGGAAAGGCACUAAAGACGUACGUCACCUGGAAAGGGAAAGCAACCCAAAAAUGCUCGCACACUCCAUUCUUUCACAUCUCUUUUUUACUCUCUCUCUCUCCUUUUAUCUUAAAUUUUCUUUCUUGCCUUUUUUCUGCUUUCUGUCAUUCCUUAAUCAUGCAGUUGUGCCAUGACCAAAGCCUCUCCUUUCGAAACGUCAGCGUUAGCGAGGACAAGGAAACGGUUUUAAGACGCACUCCUGCGUUCUUGCAUUUUACUCUGUAUAAAACCUUGCAUGCGGAAACCAUCUCACAAACACUAUAACUAACGCAUUUUUGUAACACCACGUCCUAACCACUCGCAGGAAAUCGAUAUCGCAAUCCAUCUCUCGCUGUACUGUAUAUCAAAUAUGUUAUCGGUGGUUUUGUUGCCUUUGCAUAGCAUUUUCUAUUUCAGACGCAGAAAUCACUCAGUACUUUAUUAGGACUUAAGUGUGACGUGUGAAUUGUUAGCUGUUUAUAUAUUAUAUUCCUUUUUUUAUGGAGAAAAGUCGGUUUUUCUUAACUAUCCGCCAUUUUGUGAGCUUUGUUACUAUUGGUCAGGUUGCAAUUAGUAGCUCCGCCCACAGUGAAAUCUCAUUGGUCCAGAUAGCUGUAUGUUUUUAUUAAUUAAAUGCUCUAAUUGGCUAUUUUGUGCUAAGUUUUGCAGUACUUUUACUUAUUUACAUUCAAAACUUCGCACAUCCGGUUAGGACACGGUGUUACUUAACCCCUAAACAAGUGACUUUGUUAGUUACUUAAUUUUUGGAGAGGAAAAACUAUUAAAAACACACAAAUGGCAAGAUGUUUUCGUUGUUGUUGUUGCUGCUGUUGUAAAAUCUAUGGUAAAGGGGUUCAUCUCAGAAAUGGCUUUAUAAUAGAAUUUGAUUUUAUUUUUUUAGCUUCGGGUUGAAAGUCACUUGACGUGUUCCUGUGCCGAGUCAAAAAACAUCAAUGUGUUUCACCGUGAAAGCCAAAAAAACAAGCAAUUUUCUGCCACAUACUGUAUAGGCUUGUACAGAACUCGAGUAGAUGCUGACUGGAGUGUAAAUGUGAAAACUAAUUAGGCAUUUAUGUUGUUGUUGUUGUUGUAAGACAAGCAGAUAUUUCAGAGUACUAACUUAACACUGUUUAUCAGGCAACUGAAUGGCUAAUUCAACAGUUAAUGGGUGGUAGUUACAGUUUUACACCAUAUCUACCUUGUGACACAGUUAUUUCGUGGCGUUUUAAUGUAAGAAUGUAAUCAAACUGAACAUCUCUUUCAGCAUUGAGGAUGAUCAUGCUUUACAGCUCCAAGAAUGUCCAGAUAAUUUCAAGAAGAAUGAAUAUUUGCAUGAGGAAACCAUGAAAGAUGAUGAGCAUUUUGGUAUGAUGAAGGAUGUUUCCAAGGAUGCUAUGUUGUUUUUAAGAAAAUAUGAGAUGUUAGACCUAAAAUAAAUCCUUGCUAGUUUGUCUAAUUAAAGACGUUUUGAUUCAAAAUCCUAUAUAAAGUGAAAUAAAUAAUUUUUCUUGAGGUUUUGAGUCAAAUAAUUUCUUGAAACAUCUUUACCUCAGUUAUUUUUGCAUAAUAAAGUGUUUUGUUGAGUCAUAGUUAUUAAAGACUGAGCCAAACUUUAGACACCUCAGUUGUUUAUUUAUUAUUUAUUAACAUAUGUGGUCAAAAUUGCUGCAGUCUUUGGCUUUUGUUUAGUUUUGAAUCUAUUGUGAAGUACUGUUAUUUACGUGUCACUGUUCUCCUUUUUAAAUCUCAUUUCAUGCUGUUUUAUAUGCUUUUCUCAUUGGCCAUUUUGUUAUCAUUUAGCCUUAGCUAGCUAAUAUGUUAAACGAUCAUUUCUGAAGCUGCCCCUUGUGUUGAUUGAUCAUCAUUUAAGUAUUAGAAUCCAGAAUUCAUAGUGAUGAACUACACAUCUCCAGAGGAAUAAUGUAGGCUACUUUAUAUAAUAAAAAAUAAACACUUUUUAAAAUGCAUCACCAGCUAGCAUGCCAACAAAAUGUACGUUGAUAUUGUAAACAUCCGUGAUCUCUAUGAAUAAAAAUGGUUCUUCGUGGUUA